UACUGCUGCAGUAACGAGUGGCGAGGGGGGAUGACUGCAGUUUCUCAGGCUGAUGGAAGAGAGCGAGCAAGAUAUGUUUGCACGCUGUUAAAACGUUAACCCCUAAGUGCCUCGGUGGUGUAUGGCCCAGACGUUCGUUGAGGAUUAGGAAAGAGGAGAACACUGCAGUCAGGUUUCUGUUGGUGUAGCCAUCAAACAUGAAGGAGAAUUUGUUUAAGAAUAACCCUGAGGCCAUGGUGGCCCCCGUGCCCACUGGUGCCAGUGCCCUGACGAUGGCCCCUGCUGUAUCUACACCGGCAGACAACUCCACUGAGCAUCAGGGCCCUGUCAGCAAGAAUGACGUCUUUGGUGACAUCAAGAACAAGUUCCUCAAUGAAAUGGACAAGCUACCAUUACCUCCCUGGGCCAUCAUUGCCAUCGCUAUCGUAGCUGUGGUCCUCAUACUCACUUGCUGUUUUUGCAUUGUUAAAAAGACCUGCCUUAAGAAGAAAAAAGGCAAGAAGGGAAAGAAAGGGAAGGAAGACAUGGGAAUGAAGAGCAUGAAGGGAGGAGAGAAACAGGAAGAUGAUGAUGAUGAAGAAGAUAUAGACAUGGGAAUAACUGAAGAGAAAGAGGAGGAACCCAAAGAAAAGGAAAAGCUUGGAAAACUACAGUUCUCCUUGGAUUAUGACUUCUCUGACAACAAGCUGACAGUGGGCAUCCUGCAAGCUGCAGAUCUUCUCUCCAUGGACAGUGGUGGCACCUCUGACCCGUACGUCAAAGUUUUCAUUCUCCCAGAUAAGAAGAAGAAGUACGACACCAAGGUGCAUAAGAAAACUCUCAACCCUGUCUUCAAUGAGACUUUCCACUUUAAGAUUCCAUUCACUGAAAUGGGAGGAAAGUCCCUGGUCAUGUCUGUGUAUGACUUCGACCGUUUCUCGAAGCACGAUGUGAUAGGUGAGGUGAAGAUUCCCAUGAACACCCUGGAUCUGGCACAGCCCAUUGAGCAGUGGAGAGACCUGGACAGUGCAGAGAAAGAAGAGCCUGAAAAGCUUGGCGACAUCUGCAUCUCCCUGCGCUAUGUACCUACAGCUGGAAAACUCACCAUAUGUAUCCUUGAGGCUAAGAAUCUGAAAAAGAUGGAUGUUGGAGGACUUUCAGAUCCUUAUGUGAAGAUUCAUCUUCUACAAAAUGGAAAGAGACUGAAAAAGAAGAAGACAACAGUGAAGAAGAACACACUGAACCCGUACUACAACGAGUCCUUCAGUUUCGAGAUUCCACAGGACCAAAUGCAGAAAAUCCAAGCUGUGAUCACAGUGCUGGACUAUGACAAGAUCGGCAAGAACGAUGCCAUCGGCAAGAUCUGGGUGGGCAGCAAAGCACAGGGCACUGAGCUGAGGCACUGGUCCGACAUGCUUACAAAUCCACGGCGGCCCAUCGCUCAGUGGCAUCCACUCAAACCUGAGGAGGAGGUGGACGCGUCGCUAGCAGCCCUCAAUGCCAAGAAAUAAUCCUGCCACUUCCCUUCUACUUCCUCCCCAACUUCCCUACCUUUCUUUCUUUCUUUCUUCCACUUUUCAACAUGCACAGCAUCUUCAACAACCAAUCAGCACUGAAUUACAGCCAUGGGCCACCAGAGUGGACACUAGAGGUUUCAAAUGAAGACGACUGGAUCUCAUCGACUGCUACAACCCAACACAAAUGAGAUCAAGUUCGUCAAGACCAGCCGAUCUCAGAGGUCAGUAUGUCCUUUGAAGAGUGUUCUUUGGCACAGCUUGGAGUUAUGGACAUUUUCACCCAAAAGUCCAAGAGAUCCACAGCAUUCCAAAAUUUUGCAUCGGGGACCAGGGAUAGAAACACACUGCCUAUUCCACUGCCUAAUUUUAACACAUUCCUUCUAGAUUCUCUGGUCAUCUAGAUCAAAUGCAUUCAGUUACUUUUGUUUAGUCUGAAAGGACAAUUAAAAAUGACUUAUAAUUAUGAAAAUGAAAAAAAAUAUAUAUAAUCAUAAUUAUAAUAAAGGAGAAUGGUCAGAUAUUUGGACUAGAUGCUCCUGACCCAACAAGAAGGAAUUUUUCAGGUGUCAUCGAUUACACUGCCUGCAAACAACCUCUUCUUCCAUUCUUCUUCCACUGCCCAACAUCCUAACACACCCUGACAUAAAGGAGACAAGCCUUCAAACAUCACAAAAUAAGCAAUUCUUAGCUUCCAGGGACAUCUCCCUGUUAGCAUUUGUGUAUUUGUUUCUUCGCUUUGAUUUGUUGUAUUAAAUGUAUUCUGCCUGAGCACUUUAAAUGAACGUGUGUUUCUGUUUUAGUCGAUAACUUUGUUUUUAUCAGUAUUUUUACCUGCAUUUGGGAGUUUGUUGCUUUGAUUCAUGUUUUUUACCUUCUGGACCUGCUCAUUAAGAAUUUAUUCCAGAAUUUGUUUAUUAAUGUUUUUUUAAUUUUGGUUUUAACCUGAAGUUCUUACAAGGAGUGAGAGUUUGGCAGAGGGCAUUGUUGUGUACUUGUGUGUAUUUAUUUACUUCACAUUUGACCAAACAGCUGAAAUUAUUUGCACUACUGGCACUACAUGUAUGUUGCUCUAUCGAUUAGUGACGUUGCAUUCUUGAUGCAAGUUUUCAAAUUUGCAUUUGUUAACAAUACAAGGAACUUCUAGAAUCUGAAUGUUGCUUUAGUGCUUACAGUGGGUGAUUCAUCGUUUGACAAUGCAAAUCUCAGAAUAUGAUUUCACUGAUGAACUAUGAUUAAAUGAUAUAGAUUCAUUUUCUGGCAUUUGAUACUUGUAUUGCCUGGAGAACAUAUUUUAGCAAUGAUGAUAUCUUAAGUUGUUUACUAGUUGGGGAAUUUAGCAAAUGGCACGCCUGAAACUGAUCUACAUUUAUUUUUAGAGCGUAAUUUAGUGUGUAUCAGUGGCAUAGCCAGAAAUAAGACCUUGGGUGUGCAAGAACAAAAGCACAAUUAAGUGAAAUAUAAUAAAAUGAAUUUUAAUCUCUGUGUAGUUUAAAUUACUUUAAAAAAUAAAUGAUAUAAAAAUAUGAGGCUUCAUAAUUCAUCAAUAAUAAUAAUAAUAGUUUGGAAUGAUUCAUUAUUAUUUUACAAAAUAUACUAAAGACACAAAUAUAAAUUAUGGUAGAAUUUGCACAAUGUAAAAACACACCAGGUUUUAGUUAAAUUAAUUGGUUAUAAAACUUAAUUGUGGAUAAGAAAUAAAUCAGUUAUGCAUUGUGUUGAACAGAAGAAUGCACAACUGUAAGAAGAUUCAAAAGCUUUUUGAGCAUUCUUUGUAUUUAUGGAGUAUA
Messenger RNA from Xyrauchen texanus (razorback sucker), 3283 nucleotides. RefSeq names its product synaptotagmin IIa (gene syt2a). Lineage: Eukaryota; Metazoa; Chordata; Actinopteri; Cypriniformes; Catostomidae. Gene Ontology annotation, molecular function: syntaxin binding; phosphatidylserine binding; calcium-dependent phospholipid binding. The record is from RefSeq and is a predicted model, not a curated record. Gene Ontology annotation, cellular component: axon; synaptic vesicle membrane; dense core granule. The coding region runs from base 198 to 1490 and encodes 430 amino acids. The transcript is spliced from 9 exons. Gene Ontology annotation, biological process: regulation of dopamine secretion; regulation of calcium ion-dependent exocytosis; calcium ion-regulated exocytosis of neurotransmitter.